Acanthosepion pharaonis is the source of this 810-nucleotide messenger RNA. The record is from the annotation of a GenBank genome assembly. NCBI's taxonomy places the organism in Eukaryota, Metazoa, Mollusca, Cephalopoda, Sepiida, Sepiidae.
AUGUUUGUAUGGAAUAUUACCUUUUUUCCAAACCAAGACAUUAACUUCUUAUUUUUUCUUUCUUUGCUCUUUCCUCUAUCAUUCGCAUUUUAUGCCUUAUUCAUAUUUUCUUGCUUUUCUUUUUCAGAUCAUUUUUUUUUUUUGCCGGCUAUUUUUUCUUCUCUUUUCUCUUUUCCUUCUAUGAUUUAUCGCCUUUCGCUUUUCUUACUCGUUACUUCGGGGUUUCUACUCCUUUCUCUUUUCCGUUCUUUCCCUGACUCUUUUCGCUACUUCUUCCUCUUUCUAUUUCUAUUUCUCUUUCUGAAAUCCAUUCACUUCUUCUCUCUAAUAUUCGGUUCCGUUCACUUUUCCGCAAUGUAUCUGUUAUUUCUAUUCUCUUUCUCUGCUACUUUCUCUUCACUUUUCUCUUUUUCUUUCUCUUCACCUCUCUCUCCUUCUUUCUCUGCUCUUUUCUCUUUUUCCUUCUCUCCGGCUUUCUCUUUCUAUUCACCUUUCUCCAUUUUCGUCGCUUCACUUUUCUUUUCUUCUUUCUCGGCCAAUUUCUCAUUUUCUUUCUCUUCACCUUUCUUUUUUUCGUUCUUUUCACAUUUGAAUUUUUUCUCUACGUCUCUCUCUCUCUCUCUCUCUUUUUCUUACUCUGAUUCUUUCUCUUUUUCUUUCUAUGCAACUUUCCAUUCUUCUUUCUCAGCUGCUUUCUCUUUUUCUUUCUCUUCACCUUUUCCUUUUUAUCUCUCUGAUCUUUUCUCUUUUUCAUUCUGCUUCACAUUUCUCUUUUUCUUUCUCUUCACCUUUUCCUUUUUAUCUCUCUGA